GUCUACGUGUUUUUAUUUACAAUUUUACGGAAAUUUUUCCUAAGUCCUCCUUUAAUACAUGCGUUGAGUGUUAUUCUUUCCAUAUUGUUAUAUUUGUUUAAAGAUUUAGCCACUCUAUUCUCAUCGCUUAAAGAUGUCUAGUCCUAAAGAGGAGUGUGUUUUAAAAGCUGGACAUCCCCCAGCCGUUAAAGCCGGAGGAAUGAGAAUCAUCCAGCAUAAAACUAGAAGAGAUUCCGGAGGAAUUGCUGAAGAUACCACUGGAAUUACUGUUUCUGGAAGCCCACCAAAAACAACCACAGUAUCGGGUGCUGUUGUAAAAGGUCACGCUGAUUUCACUCCUGAGGCUGUUCAAAGUUUCCAUAAGGAAAAGCCUCCAGUCUCCCAUUCUAACAAACCCGCUGGACACAUCAUUCAACAGCCCAGGAAGUAAAAUAUCGUAUGCAAAUAAGCUAAGCCAUUUUUUUAAAAAUAUCUUAAUAUUACUUUUCUAAAAAGUACCAUAAUGCAUUUAACAAUUUUAUUUCGUAUACUAUAUGGUUGUUAUAUAUAAUAACUUUGUUGACUCUGUUAUACUCCAAAGGUAAAUCAACAGUUUAAAUAGUUUAUAAGGUGAAUGGGUUAGAAAAUAUACAAUCUUUUUUUAAA
Messenger RNA from Sitophilus oryzae (rice weevil), 645 nucleotides. RefSeq names its product death-associated protein 1. The record is from RefSeq and is a predicted model, not a curated record. Gene Ontology annotation, biological process: cellular response to amino acid starvation; negative regulation of autophagy; apoptotic signaling pathway. The transcript is spliced from 2 exons. Lineage: Eukaryota; Metazoa; Arthropoda; Insecta; Coleoptera; Curculionidae. The coding region runs from base 134 to 430 and encodes 98 amino acids. Gene Ontology annotation, molecular function: death domain binding.